AUAAUUGGUAUAAAAUGGCACUACCCUUUCUAAAUUGAUCAUUGUUCAGAUUUUCUAACAUAACAAUGAAGUGCGCCAUCAUAUUAACGGUGAUCAGCGUCGCUUUUGCGGCGUCAGUGCCGCAGCCGACGCAGCAGCGUAUCAUCGGCGGCAGCGCCACCACCAUCAACAAGUACCCGUUUGCUGCGCACUUCCAACUACUCGACGGUUUAAUUUGGGAUCCCCAUUGUGGUGGAUCCUUGCUCAGUAAUACUGUGGUGCUGUCCGCUGCGCAUUGCUUCGAUUUUGGUUUUGCGACGAGUCUCUAUCGCGUAAGGCUUGGCAGCUCCUCCUCAAUCAGCGGAGGAACCCUCUUCAGUGUAGCCUCUUACGUGAACCACCCUGAAUACAAUGAACUAGACAAAGAUGUUGCAAUUGUGCGGCUCGCAACACCGGCCGUCUACAGUGAAGUCAUCAGAGCUGCUCGCAUCCCAUCCAAUGCGUUCCCGAUUGCAGAUGACACUAAAUUAACUGUGAUUGGUUGGGGCGCUCUGUAUGUUGGCGGUCCAGCUGCGGAGAUCCUACAAGAAGUCCAGGUGAACAAAAUCAACCAGGAUAUUUGCGCCGAACGCUACAGGCUCCUCAACGAGCAGCGGCCACCAUGGUUCCAGUUGCCUGACGUCACCGACAACAUGUUCUGCAGUGGAAUCCUCGACGUGGGAGGCAAGGACGGUUGUCAAGGAGACUCCGGUGGUCCCGUCAUAUUGGAUAACGACAUCGUAGUUGGAAUCACCUCGUGGGGAGAAGGGUGUGCAGAGGCUCUGUACCCUGGAGUGAACGCGGAUGUCAGGGCCGUUAGCGACUGGAUUGUUGCAAGUGCUAAUUAAUAACAUGAGUGGUGUAAUAUUAUACUCCAUCUUCUGCAGAGAUAAUAAAUAUGAUAU
Molecule: messenger RNA, 923 nt
Organism: Plutella xylostella (diamondback moth)
Lineage: Eukaryota; Metazoa; Arthropoda; Insecta; Lepidoptera; Plutellidae
Product: trypsin CFT-1
Biological process (GO): proteolysis
Molecular function (GO): serine-type endopeptidase activity
Source: RefSeq, a predicted model, not a curated record